Micropterus dolomieu (smallmouth bass) is the source of this 1627-nucleotide messenger RNA. RefSeq names its product ATPase H+ transporting V1 subunit B2 (gene atp6v1b2b). The transcript has 12 exons. Lineage: Eukaryota; Metazoa; Chordata; Actinopteri; Centrarchiformes; Centrarchidae. The record is from RefSeq and is a predicted model, not a curated record. The coding region runs from base 1 to 1326 and encodes 441 amino acids. Gene Ontology annotation, biological process: ATP metabolic process; proton transmembrane transport. Gene Ontology annotation, molecular function: ATP binding.
AUGGCGAUGAAGGCGCUCAGAGGGAUGGUGAACGGGGCCAUGAGCGAGCUCUCCUCGGCCGUCAGCGGGAACCGACCGGCGGCUUCGACCGCCGCCUCCCGGGAGCAUGUGAUGGCGGUGCGCCGGGAUUAUAUAUCCCAACCCCGCCUCACCUAUAAAACAGUGUCUGGAGUCAACGGCCCGCUGGUGAUUUUGGACGAGGUGAAGUUUCCGAGGUACGCAGAGAUCGUCCAUCUCACCCUGCCUGACGGCACCAAGAGGAGCGGGCAGGUGCUGGAGGUCACCGGCUCCAAAGCUGUGGUUCAGGUGUUUGAGGGGACGUCAGGUAUCGAUGCCAAGAAGACCAGCUGUGAGUUUACAGGAGACAUCUUGCGGACACCCGUCUCUGAGGACAUGUUGGGUCGUGUGUUUAAUGGAUCUGGUAAACCUAUCGACAGAGGACCAGCAGUCAUGGCUGAAGACUUCUUGGACAUCAUGGGUCAGCCUAUUAACCCUCAGUGUCGUAUCUACCCUGAGGAGAUGAUCCAGACCGGCAUAUCUGCUAUCGAUGGCAUGAACAGCAUCGCCAGAGGGCAGAAAAUACCCAUCUUCUCUGCAGCAGGGCUACCACACAAUGAGAUCGCAGCUCAGAUCUGUCGGCAGGCCGGUUUGGUAAAGAAGUCCAAGGACGUGAUGGACUACAGUGAGGACAACUUCGCCAUCGUAUUUGCAGCCAUGGGGGUGUCUGCAGCCAGGGAGGAGGUGCCGGGCCGGCGAGGAUUUCCUGGUUACAUGUACACAGAUUUGGCCACCAUCUAUGAGAGAGCUGGCAGAGUAGAAGGACGUAACGGCUCCAUCACCCAAAUCCCCAUCCUCACCAUGCCCAAUGACGACAUCACCCAUCCUAUUCCCGACCUGACUGGUUACAUCACUGAGGGACAAAUCUAUGUGGACAGACAACUUCACAACAGACAGAUUUAUCCUCCCAUCAACGUGCUGCCGUCUCUCUCUCGUCUGAUGAAGUCUGCCAUCGGGGAGGGAAUGACCCGCAGAGACCACUCUGAUGUUUCCAACCAGCUCUAUGCGUGUUAUGCCAUAGGGAAGGACGUCCAGGCCAUGAAGGCAGUGGUGGGGGAGGAGGCUCUGACAGCUGAUGACCUGCUCUAUCUGGAGUUCCUGACCAAGUUUGAGAAAAACUUCAUCUCCCAAGGUGCCUACGAGAACAGGAGUGUGUUUGAGACUCUGGACAUCGGAUGGCAGCUCAUGAGGAUCUUCCCCAAGGAGAUGCUGAAGAGGAUCCCUCAGAGCACCUUAGCGGAGUUUUACCCCCGAGAAGCCAAACAUUAACCAGACACACUCAUCGGUAUCUCCAGCAGUCCUGCCGCUUCCUUCCUGUUUCAGUGAAGUGUCACUGCAUACAUACAGUAUAGUGAUGAUGUGCUGCUGUAACUGUCUCGACGCUUGUGACGUUCACAACAAACCAUUCCUGCUUAAACAACCAGAAACACACAGAGGGAAGUACUCCAACAUACACAGAGGCUUGUAUGAGUUUACAGUGUGAAUGUGUAGAGGAAAAGAACAGUGUCUUCAUGUCGUUAACGUGUGUGAUAAUGAUGAGGAUAUUUUUAUUAUGGUGUGCAUGACUGCA